GCAGGAGCUGCCGCGGCUGCUGGUCGAGGCCGUGGCGACGAGGUGCAAUGCCGUCGCAGACAGGAGCUGCUCGUUCGUGCGGAACGGGCGGCAGCCGAGGCACUUCCUCCACGGCACCCUGCGCGGAGCGGGCGCGCUGAACUCAGCGGUUUAUUAUUUCCACGUUGACGGCGAAGGCGUCGUGCGCACCGCGCUGACGUAUUGGGCCUUGAGCUCCCAGGUGGAGGGCCCGCCGACGUUCUGCCACGGCGGCUGCUCCGCCGCGCUGCUGGACGACGCUUUCGGCGCGUUCACGAACACGCACCUGCGGACCUCGGGCAGGAGCGGCCAGGUCGUGACCGCCUACCUCCACGUGGACUAUAAGAGGCCCGUGCCGCUGACCAGCGGAGUGGUAUGCGCUAUUCGGAGGAGGGUGGAGGGCCGCAAGGUCUUCGCGAAGGGCGAGAUGCUGGUCGAGAAGUCGCUCGGCGAGUGCGUCGUCGCGUGCGAGGCGAGCGCCCUCUUCGUGCAGCUCAAGGAGGGCUACGAGGCGCACGCGAAGGCCUCGAGGGCGGGCUGA
Prorocentrum cordatum is the source of this 559-nucleotide messenger RNA. The record is from the annotation of a GenBank genome assembly. NCBI's taxonomy places the organism in Eukaryota, Dinophyceae, Prorocentrales, Prorocentraceae.